GCGUUCGUAAAACUGUCAAAAUGUUAGUUCACAAAAUAAAUUUAGAUACCAACCAGUGCCGAAUCGCAUAUUAUGAUAAUAAAUAAGCUGGAGGAUGUCUGAAAAAAAUCCAAACAGGUGAUUCCUAAUCAAUCUACAAAAACAUUUUCCCUAAAUUGUUAGUGAAGGUAAGAAAACUCAAAGACCUUCCCCUCCCAAUCAAAAGAUAGCCAAAUCAAGAGCGACGAGAGUCCGAAUGCUCGUUGCAAAGAGGUUGCACAAUCAUCUGAAGGAAUGAAGAUCUUGGAUGAUCAUAUCAUUGAUGAGUGCGUUGAUUUGCCAGAAGGACGCUUGCCGCGUUGGUGGUUCGGCGGCUUCUCCUCCGUCUGCGUGGCCUUCGCGGUGGCUCCAAUAGACAUCGUGAAAACUCACAUGCAGAUACAGAAGAAAAAGCGGACCAUUCUAGCAACAGCGACUAAAAUUUACAAGUUAAGGGGUUUCCUGGGUUUCUACGAUGGCUUUUCGGCUGCCAUUCUGCGACAGAUAACCUGCAUCAACAUCCGCUUUAUUGUGUAUGAAACUGGCAAAAAUAUGUAUCACGUAGAGGAUAAUUCAUAUCUUGGUAAAAUGAUCCUGGGCUGCGCGGCUGGUGUUUGUGGAUCGGUGUGUGGAAUACCCACCGACCUGCUUAAUGUCCGGAUGCAGACCGAUAUAAAGAGCCAGCCGGACGAGCGACGCAACUAUAAGCACGUCUUUGAUGGCCUCGUUCGCAUACCCAAGGAGGAGGGCUGGAUGGCACUCUACAAAGGUGGAUCGGUAGCAGUCCUAAAGGCAGCUCUGGGAACUUGCAGUCAAAUUGCAUUAUAUGACAUUAUCAAAACGGAAGUGCGAAGAAAUACUUCUGUAAAAGACGGUAUACCGCUGCAUUUUCUGACUUCGCUGGCGACGUCGAUCAUUUCGUCUGCAAUCACCCAUCCCUUGGACGUGUUGAAGACCUUACUGAUGAACUCUAGACCCGGCGAAUUUCGCAGCACCUUCCACGCGGCCAGGUACAUGAUGCGAUUCGGCCUCAUCGGACCCUACCGAGGAUUCGUCCCUGCGAUGGUGCGAAAGGCACCGGCCACCACUCUGCUAUUUGUAUUGUACGAGCAGUUGAGGCUUCACUUCGGAAUAUGCUCCCUGGGAGGGGAUAAAGUUGACGGGAAUUAGGAAUUAGGUAGGAUUUCGCUUAUGCGGAGAGUACUGUCCACCCGGAAAAGAAAAAUAGCCCCGUGAAAUGUUUAAUAAUUUUUUUGUACUAUAAACAAAAGUAUACAAAAUGUUCUUCUCACUUUAAUAUGAAGAAAUGUAAAUAAAAAAUCAGCUUUCUAGAA
Messenger RNA from Drosophila elegans, 1352 nucleotides. It is a transcript of the gene Dic4, whose product is annotated as mitochondrial dicarboxylate carrier. Gene Ontology annotation, biological process: phosphate ion transmembrane transport; thiosulfate transport. Gene Ontology annotation, molecular function: antiporter activity; thiosulfate transmembrane transporter activity; sulfate transmembrane transporter activity. The transcript is spliced from 5 exons. Lineage: Eukaryota; Metazoa; Arthropoda; Insecta; Diptera; Drosophilidae. The record is from RefSeq and is a predicted model, not a curated record. Bases 274 to 1188 code for a protein of 304 amino acids.